AGUCCGGCCUCCAUGCCCAUCCGUCACACGUUCGCUUUUCGGUGCUUUCCGAGUUUUUUUAGGGAAAAAAAAGAGGAAAAAUCAUUGUUCGAUGAGGGUUUGAUGUGUUGGGAUUAACACACUUCUUGCAAAGAGAGAUCUGUUUUAACUCUAUGAGUUCAAUACAAAUAUCUGUAUUUUUUCUUGUUUGUAUCUAGUAUACAACUCUUUUUAGAUACAACUUAGCUAGAUUCUCAUUUUUAAAGAAUAAUAAUUAUUAUUCUUUUGGAAAACGAAAAAUGAUUAUCUUGCCAAUGCUAGCUCCGUCAACAAUACAAUUAGAACAAUCAAUCAAUAGAACCAUGUUUUGGUGGACCAAGAGACACAAGUUAUGAGCCAGCUGCUAACGAUGUCGGCCCUGGCGGCGAGCCGCCGCCUCCUCCACCUCCGGCCGGGGUUGGAGCUAUGCCUGAGGGCAAAGGGGGUGGCUCGUUUCCGGCACGAGCCUCCGCAUCGGAAGCUUGUGAGCUGCCGGCGAGAUUCUUACAAAGAGGGGAAUGCGGAGAUGGAUACGGCUAGGCCGAAUCCGGAUGAACAGUUUAGUAAUUGCAAGGAUGGCAAUGGCGCAACCCUGGAGCCCAUGGAAAAUAACUUUGCCGGUGAGUUUGCGCAGCUUUCCUUGGAAGAGGAGGUGAGUGACGAUGUGAUGUCCGGGAUCAGCGAAAACGUGGUGCAAGAUGUGGAGAAGGCUGCGGUUGAAUUGCUUUCUGCCAGAGCAUUUACAGUCUCUGAGCUUAGGAAGAAACUAUGCAGUAAGAAGUUUCCUAUUGAUACAGUCGAUGCUGUGAUUGCUGAUUUCAAGUCAAGAGGUUUGUUGAAUGAUGGUUUUUAUGCGGAAUCAUUUUCGCGAUCCCGGUGGCUGUCAUCAACUUGGGGUCCAAGGCGAAUAAAACAGGCACUUCGACAAAAGGGGGUGCCAGAGGCGGAAGUAGACCAGGCAACAAGAAGAGUGUUCCAGGAUGAUCACGGCCAUGGAAACCAGACAACGUAUGGCAUAUCAGAAGCUUCCAUGGAUCAUCUGUUUGCUCAGGCAUCUAAACAAUGGCAGCGGGGACAAAGCUUGCCCCUGGAGAAUCGCCGCGCCCGACUGGUGAGAUGGCUUCAGUACCGGGGGUUCAACUGGGCUGUGACCAAUGCCAUUGUUAGGAAGCUGGAGGCGCAGCACCCUCCCUGAGCCUUGUGCUUUGCAAGUUAGUGUGUUAUUUUUGUGUCAAGUUGGCGAUGUAGUAGGAGCAUCUGUCUGCUCUAGCUAUCUGGUUUCCGAUGAGCGAUGAACCUGAUCAUUCGUUUGCCACGCCGACACAAUGGUUAACGGUUCAUACAUUGGUUGCAGCAAAGUUUGAAACGUGAUACAAAAAUCUCUACUACUUCAAAAGUUUCUAAGGAA
Phragmites australis (common reed) is the source of this 1426-nucleotide messenger RNA. RefSeq lists its product as uncharacterized. NCBI's taxonomy places the organism in Eukaryota, Viridiplantae, Streptophyta, Magnoliopsida, Poales, Poaceae. The record is from RefSeq and is a predicted model, not a curated record. Gene Ontology annotation, biological process: regulation of DNA repair. The coding region runs from base 371 to 1213 and encodes 280 amino acids. The transcript has 6 exons.